AAAUGUGUUUUUUCCAAAAAAAUUUACAUUGUACAAAGAAUGCUUUGAGAUCCACAUGACAUGGUGAUAUGGCCUAACUUUAAAUUGCAUCCUUUGCGCUUUUACGACGGUCCCUAACUUCAGUGGGUCAUCUCGGGCUGCCAAUGGUUUUCAAAGCACUAUGCUGUUACCCUCCAUCAGCUCCUGAUGUGAAAGAAACCUGACCAACAUUAGGCGAUAGGCUAUUUAUCCUGCACACUACAGCAGAACUGUUGCCAAUUAAUGGUCAUGGUGAAACAUAUAGAGGAUCAACCUCGGCGAGUGUGUGAAUAACAUCAAACCGAGCGCACUUCCAGCAGCUAGUGCUGCCGUGCCGGUGCCGGCUGUGUCUCCAGUCGCAGGCCAGACAAGAGGCAGAGGACCGGCCAUCCGAAGCGGAGUGGGUGUAGUUAGCUAAGCAGCUUACAGCCCGGUCAGCAGGCCCACAGUUGAACUGAUGCGAAGAAUGGACGGCGUCGUCACCGCAGGGAAACAUGGCAUAUAAAAGGAGGCGUUGUUCGGUACUGCUGGCAUCGACAUAACCGGAUCAGACCUCCUGAAGGAAUGUUCACCCUCACAGAAGUCGCCUCCCUGAAUGACAUCCAGCCAACUUAUCGCAUACUGAAACCAUGGUGGGAUGUCUUCAUGGAUUAUCUUGGUAUUGUCAUGUUGAUGUUGGCCAUAUUUUCUGGAACGAUGCAGCUGACUAAGGACCAAGUGGUUUGUCUUCCCAUUCUGGAACAAACUCCAGAGGGGUCUGGGGUUUUUUUAGGUCCCCAACCACCAGAGACAGCUGAUAGUUUAUGGAACAAAGAAAGUGCCAUCGGAGAGCAAGCCGCUCCUUUAAUGGCUAAAAGGCCCCCUGACAGCAUCGCCCCUACAAUUCACUUCACACAGUCGGGUACUUUUGGGCAGCCUCCACCAACAGGCAUCAGAACCAAGCUGGAUUUUCAGCAGUAUGUUUUUGUCAACCAGAUUUGCUACCAUGUUGCCCUUCCUUGGUAUUCCAAAUAUUUCCCAUACCUUGCUCUAAUCCACACCAUCGUAUUAAUGGUCAGCAGCAACUUCUGGUUCAAGUACCCGAAAACAAGUUCCAAAAUAGAACAUUUUGUUUCCAUACUGGGAAAAUGUUUUGAAUCGCCUUGGACAACCAAAGCACUGUCUGAGACUGCGUGCGAGGACUCAGAAGAGAACAAGCAGAGACUGGCUGGUGCCUCCUCCCUCCUGAAGCAUUUGUCCACAAGCAGCGAGGAGGGCAGUCCAAACCAGUCCGCCCCAAUGCUGACUAAAUCUGGAGUCACGUUUUCUGUUGAAAAGCUUGUGAGUGAAGUCCCCUCCAUGACCAUACUGGACAAGAAAGAUGGUGAGCAAGCAAAAGCCCUGUUUGAAAAAGUCCGAAAAUUCCGUGCCCAUGUGGAAGACAGUGACUUGAUUUACAGGCUGUAUGCCCUUCAGACAGUCAUCAAAACAGUCAAAUUCAUUUUGAUCCUGUGCUACACUAUGACUUUUGUUGCCUCUAUAGAUUUUGACCAUGUGUGUGAACCUGAAAUUAAGCAUUUGACUGGAUAUGCCAAGUUUCAUUGUACACACAACAUGGCGUUCAUGUUAAAGAAACUCCUUGUUAGUUAUAUUGCUAUCAUAUGCGUGUAUGGCAUAAUCUGUAUAUACACACUGUUCUGGCUUUUUCGGCGACCGCUUAAGGAGUAUUCUUUUGAAAAAGUCAGAGAGGAGAGCAGUUUUAGUGACAUUCCAGAUGUUAAGAAUGACUUUGCGUUCCUCCUCCACAUGGUCGAUCAGUACGACCAGCUUUAUUCAAAACGUUUUGGAGUUUUUCUCUCCGAAGUGAGUGAGAACAAACUUCGGGAGAUCAGCCUAAACCAUGAGUGGACCUUCGAGAAGUUGCGGCAGCAUGUGACACGCAAUCCUCAAGAAAAGUUGGAACUCCAUCUUUUUAUGCUCUCUGGAGUUCCAGAUGCUGUGUUUGAUCUCACCGAUUUAGAAAUCCUUAAACUAGAAUUGAUCCCAGAGGCCAGGAUAACAGCUAAGAUCUCACAAAUGAUAAACCUCCAGGAGCUGCAUUUCUAUCACUGUCCAGCCAAAGUUGAACAGACUGCUUUUAUUUUUCUUCGUGAUCACCUCCGGUGCCUUCAUGUCAAAUUCACAGAUGUUGCUGAGAUUCCUAGCUGGGUAUACUUGUUGAAAAAUUUAAGGGAACUGUACUUGGUUGGUAACCUGAACUCUGAAAACAACAAAAUGAUCGGACUCGAGUCUCUGCGAGACCUGAGGCACUUAAAGAUUCUGCAUCUCAAAAGCAACCUCACAAAGAUCCCGACAAACAUAACAGAUCUGUCUCCGCAUCUGAUCAAGUUGGUCAUUCAUAAUGAUGGUACAAAGCUCCUAGUGCUGAAUAGUUUGAAGAAAAUAAUGAAUCUCGCGGAGCUGGAGCUUCUUAACUGUGAGCUGGAGCGAAUCCCCCACGCUAUCUUCAGUUUGAACAACCUUCAGGAGCUGGAUCUAAAAUCCAACAACAUUCGUACUAUCGAGGAAGUCAUCAGCUUUCAGCACCUCAAGAGACUGACGUGCCUCAAACUUUGGCACAAUAAGAUCAUCACCAUUCCACUAUCAAUUAGCCAUGUCAAAAACCUUGAGUCGCUUUAUCUCUCACACAACAAGCUUGAGUCUCUACCCUCAUCAUUAUUCACCCUUCUCAAGUUGAGGUACCUGGAUGUUAGCCAUAACUCUAUUGUGGUAAUACCACUGGAGGUCGGCUUUCUGCAGAACCUCCAACAUUUUGCCAUUACCGGCAACAAAGUCGAGGUAGUUCCCAAGCAACUCUUCAAGUGCACCAAACUGAGGACCUUAUGUCUCAGCCACAACUGUAUCUCCUCCAUUCCAGAGAAAAUCGGCCACCUCUCGCAGCUGACACAUCUGGAACUGAAGGGAAACUGUCUGGAUCGUCUCCCGGCUCAGCUCGGUCAGUGCUGCCUCCUGCGCAGGAGCUGCCUGAUUGUGGAAGAUCAUCUCUUUGACUCGCUCCCCGCGGAGGUCAAAGAGAGCAUCAAUCAGGAAACUAGUGUUUCUUUUCCAAAUGGGUGCAAGUGUCUAAGUGAUGGACGGUAGUCUCCUACAUGGCAUCAUAUGUCUUUUUUUUAAUCUUGCCAUUAGAAACAGUAGUUCAGGGUACAGUACUGGUACGCUUCAUGAUGUUUUAGCAAUUUAUAAAAUGAACAUAUCAAGGCACAUACAAGGAGACAUUUUAGAUGAAGAAAUUAUCAUGGCUUGUGUCAUAUGUAUUUAAUUUUGCUUUCAGUUAAUGUACGUGCAUAGUAGCCUUUAAAUCACCCUGCUUAUUGUUUACCUUUUGUAUGCAAACAUGUCUAUAGUGGUUGCAUGGGAAUUUGUGCAAUUUUGAAGCAACCCCUCUUUUUUGAUUAACUAGGUGCAUUUGCUUGACCUCAAUUUAAAAGGAAAGUUCACUCAAAUUACAAAAAACAUGUUUCUGUAAUGGCAUCUAACCAUGCAGAUAGUUUUGGUUUUAUUGGCCCAAGUUUUGACUUUCUAACCCCACCCAAAUAUAAUCGAUGUGAAUAGAAUUAGAAUAGAAGGUCUACGGUGCUCACAGCAAUAAAAUAUUGUAAAGUAAACAUUUCUUUCCAGAAACAGUGUCCCCAUUACUUUGGAGAAAACCUUGCAGUUUUUAUUACACCUACAUUUUAUCAAAGUAACAUUCUUUGUGAAACCUGUUUACAGCAAGCGUGUUGAUUAUUAAGUGACCGGGGCAUUGCCUCUGGAGAGGAAGUGUUGCUGUUGAAAUUUGAAAUGCUGUAAUCACCAUAAAAAAAAUGUCCCUAAUGUGAUGGAAGUAACAUUACCCAGCACUGACUAGAUACUACUAUGGUAAGUUUUUAUUUUGGUAAAUUGACCUUUUAAACACUAUGGUUUAUUAAAAAAACCUGACUCAAGGUACAAUUGCAAACUUUGCUCAUAUGGUUGUAUGCAGGCAAAAUGACAACUGAGCAAAUUACCCACUCUGAGGACAGCAAAAAGUGGUUGAAAGCUCCAGAAAAAGAUAGUAAGCGGACCUUGAGUUAAGAUUAUUACUGCUGCUAACGUCAAGAAUGACUCUUUUACCACUGCAGUAUAAUAUAAUAAUAACAAACUUAAUUUGAAUAGCACCUUUUAUACAAGAAAUGCAGCUCAAAGUGCUUUACAUGAAAGAACUGCACCGAGUGCUCACAUGAAAAUAGACAAAGAAUGAACAUUUGAUAAUAAAAAUAAGCAUAAAAUUUGUUUUAUUUAAAUACAGCAUUUUAAAAGAAGUGAAGCAGUGCGUAGGUGCGCAGCAAAGUGUAAAGAGAGUUUCCGGCCUGUAUUGGGAAAGUCAUAGCUGAAGGCUAAAGUCAAGAGACAUAUUUAGCGAGCUGGCUUCCCUGAUAUCUACUGUUCUCCAUAGUUUUGGGGCAUAAUUGCCAAAAACUGUAUCCCUGAUUUUUGACCACAUACAAGGAUAUUUGCUGCACAAACAAAUUCAAGAAAUGUGUAUGUACAACCUCAUUUUAAAACUAACUGUAUGCAUUCCAAUUUGAAUUUACUUUAUACUAAAAUUACAAAUGUUCUCAUCUGACCCUUAUCUGUAUUUUUACAUUUGAUACAGGGCUUUUAUUUUUCAAAGGAGUAGACAGAAGAUUCAGUGGCAGACUCAGGCUGUUUGAGGGAAAGGGGCGAAGAAAUAAAAAGGCUGUAUGCAGUGGGACACCAGAGUGCAGAAACAAAAAGAAACAACACAACAGAGGGAAAUUUUAACUAUAGAGGCAUAAUGAGGGCAAACUGUCUUGCAGGAGCGUAUGGAGGCGUGUUUCUACUACUGUGUGGCACUGUACGCUGGAUCAUGUUUUCCACACUGGAAGUGCACCCUAGAGGGCGCUUCAUCUCAUUUUCUCCACUGAAAGGACACAGUAGAGGGCAUUUUAUCACAUUUUGUCCACUGGAAGACCACCCUAUAGGGCACUUUAUUAAUAAUCAGGCGGUGCAAUCAUCCCCCUAACUCCCCAAGUCCACCAGUGAGUAGAUUGUUUUCUCUCUUGUGUACAGCCUACCCACAAUGACAUUUUUCAUUAGUUGUUCUUUUGUGCUCUCAUGUUUUAUAAUUAUGAUUUUUUUCUUGUAAACAAUAUAUUUAUCAUGUAUUUUGUGUGUUCUUUUCUGUAUUUGUGGUCUAAUUGUCUUUUAUCUCUUCUCUCUGCACAGCACUUUGUAAAUCUGGUUUUAAAAUGUGCUAUAUGAAUAAAGGAAUAACUUAUUGUACUAUUGUUAUUACUAUUAUUUAAAUAUACAAAAUGAAGCCAGUAUUGCACUGAAAAUCUGUUUUUGUACCAAAAAACACAUUUUGAAUGAUUCUUUAUAAUUGUACAGUUGAACCUCGAUGCCUGAAAUUCCUGAAUCCCCAUGAAAUUAACUUUAAAAUUAAUUUCUACAGAAGUGUACAUACAAUAUUUUCUUCUGACUUAUCAUAUGUAAUGCUAAAAAAACAACACAGUCUGCCCAGCAUGCUGAGUUCUGUCAUCAGGGCCACAUCAGAACUUGGAAAAGUACCUACCAAGUAUGUAUUUUAAAUGAUCUAAGUAAGCAUGUGCAGCUUCGCCAACACUUCCUGUCCUUCUAUGCCCCUUUCUGUUUGCUAUAACAUCUUAACACUGAAUAGUCUCUUGCUGUUUGGCAUCUGAAAAAUACACGAAGCAGGAAACACACACACACAGUGCUCCUUUAUGGAACUUGUUAGCCCAGUUCAUUCAAUAUAAUGUUUAUGACUGAUAUCAUUUUUCUAGAACAAAAGUGUCGGAUAACUAGGCCAUCAAUACUGUGUGUGUGUGUGUGUGUGUGAGAGAGAGAGAGAGAGAGAGACAGAGACAGAGAUGAACACUGAUCCAGCACAACAAAUUUCAAUGGAAUAAAUAAGAAUGACUUUAAAUAAUGACUGAUACUCUGAUAGUGAUUUUAUUUUUUUGUGAUGGCUGCCACAUUUUCUUUCACAAACCCACAAUACUGUAUUUAGUCCAUCCUAACAGCAAAGUGUUUUUUGGGGAGUAUUCUAAACUCUUUUGAAUGAUACAGAGCUCACAACCAAUUUAUAUUACUAACAUAUACUAUUUUCCUGUUCUGUGGCACUUUAAUGUGGGUUUGUGAUUCUGAUGUGGCCGCUCCAUAAGCUACAAACAUCCACUUGUUUUGUAAUGUAGGUAGAAGGUUUUCCACUGACUUUGCAGACAUGUGGGGUUGAAAUUAGUCAAAGACUGGAGAGAAACCUGAUUCAGAUAAUAUGCUUGCAUUAUCAUAUGAAAGAUAUUUGUUAUGGCGACAAACUGGAUUUUCACUCUGAUGUCCUUGAGGGAGGUUGUGAGUGUAACCCUAAAAUGUUUCACUUUAAAACUGUAAUCAUAUGCCUGUAUAUUUCAUUUUGACCUAAGAUACAUGUAGUUUAAAUUGCAUUUGGUCUAAAAUAAAACUUACUAUCACAAGUAAA
Messenger RNA from Micropterus dolomieu (smallmouth bass), 6538 nucleotides. RefSeq names its product leucine rich repeat containing 8 VRAC subunit Db (gene lrrc8db). Gene Ontology annotation, molecular function: protein binding. Lineage: Eukaryota; Metazoa; Chordata; Actinopteri; Centrarchiformes; Centrarchidae. The coding region runs from base 583 to 3138 and encodes 851 amino acids. The transcript is spliced from 2 exons. The record is from RefSeq and is a predicted model, not a curated record.